This is a messenger RNA of Prunus armeniaca (apricot), 753 nucleotides long. The record is from the annotation of a GenBank genome assembly. NCBI's taxonomy places the organism in Eukaryota, Viridiplantae, Streptophyta, Magnoliopsida, Rosales, Rosaceae.
AUGAGGAGGCGACCUGGAAUUGGCGGCUUGCAGACAGCCGCUGCUGCUAGGGACCAAUAUCGGUUGUUAGGCGAGAAUGUCGCCAAGAUCAGAACCGAUCUCAUGAAGGAACAGCUUACCACUUUUCGAACCCAGUUGGAAGAUUUCGCUCGAAAACACAAGAAUGAUAUUCGUAAGAACCCUGCUUUCAGAUCACAAUUUCAUAACAUGUGCACUAAGGUUGGAGUAGAUCCCUUGGCCUCCAAUAAGGGUUUCUGGGCAGAGCUCUUGGGGAUUGGUGACUUCUAUUAUGAACUUGGGGUGCAAAUUGUUGACAUUUGCUUGGCAACAAGACCCCACAAUGGAGGUUUGAUUAACCUGCAAGAACUCUGCAAUCUGCUUCGUCAGAGGCGAAGGAGUGACCGUGAAGCUGUGUCUGAGGAUGAUUGCCUGCGUGCUAUAAGUAAACUGAAGGUAUUGGGCAAUGGUUUUGAGGUGAUUUCUGUUGGAAAGCGAAAGCUUGUUCGUUCUGUUCCAACUGAGUUGAACAAAGACCAUAAUGAAAUUUUAGAGCUAGCCCAGGCUCAAGGAUUUGUGACUGUUGAUGAGGUAGAGAGACGGCUAUCUUGGACCACUGGUCGUGCAAUUGAUGCCUUCGACACUUUACUAGAUGAGGGUCUUGCAAUGAUUGAUGAUGGCCACAAAGAUGGUAUUCGCCGAUAUUGGUUCCCUUGUGUAUCUUCCAUCUCGACUCCAGGAGGAGCUGACACCUAA